Symbiodinium natans is the source of this 2046-nucleotide messenger RNA. The record is from the annotation of a GenBank genome assembly. Lineage: Eukaryota; Dinophyceae; Suessiales; Symbiodiniaceae.
AUGGAGGCAGCUCACAAUUUGGCCUGCCAUCCAGAAGUGUUGGCAAACAGGACCGUAUCCAGAGAGCUGGUUGCUCUCAGUGCAAGAUGCCUGGUGACAUCGUUAAGUGGCCGGCUGGCAGCGAGGGUGGGACGAAGAUGCGUGGAUGCGUGGGAUGGAAUGUUUGCCGCUGCCAUGAAGGUUUCGAGCGUUGCGCUGCCGGAGCGGCGAAGUCUUUGCCGCCGGAGGCUCUGCCUCCGUGAGUGCGGAUGGCCCCAGAACGCAGAGCGAGCAGAUUGGUUCGUGGCAUGUGUUCCGCUGAGCUGCCUGGGCCACGAUGCUGAUCUACGCAACCUCCUUUGGUCAGUGUAUGGGUUGCGCUUCGCGGAGAGAGCAGACCGCAGCCAGGCCUCGGCUCAACCACAGGCAGACGUCGACCUCCGCAUCGUUCGGCUCUUUGGCUUCCGGGCGCCUGCGCCGUAUCCCCUGGAGCGUCUUGAUCCGGAUCUGCUGGAGGACGCGGGACGGCAGGGCCCCUACGACUUGGUGACGGUGACCGAUUCUCCGAAACGGGCGUACGCUUUGACCUCGUCCGUUCAGUGGCCCGUGCGCCUGCGUGUGCUACAGCCACCGGCAGCUCAGCGCCCGUGGAAGUUUAAGUACUUCGAUGCCGAGCGCUACAUGCUGUCCUACGUGACCCAUCUCCGCAAGCGCGGCCACGGCGGGCGUUUGGUUGUGUUUGUUGAUGCCUUUGAUGUCGCGGCCUUUCCGUGCCAUCGCAACCUGAGCAAGGUGUUGCACCAGCUGGGGCGGCCAGUUGCGGUCGGCAUGGAGUUUGACCUCUUUCCUGCCGGUGACCCCGGCUAUCCGCUGCCGGCUGAAGGCAGCUACGCCACAGCAAGGGAGAACCUGGCAAAGGUGCGGGGGGCUCCGGUCCCCCUGUGCCGCUACCCGCGGCCAAUUCCGUUCAUGUGGGACAGGAGGCCACCUGAGGAACAUGAGCCAUGUGUGGCAGUCUCAGAGUCGGUACGGGCGGAGGCGGCGGUUUCCGUGGGCGAGUUCUUGAACUGUGGAGUUUAUGCCGGCUCCGCUGGGGCGCUCGAGAGAGUCUUGAGGCACUUGCUCCACGUGCACGCCCGCCUGGGCCCUCAAUUCCGUGCCGUGCCGAAGACCCAGCAGUACCUCUGGAACCAGUUCUUCCUGGACCACCCGCAGAAGGUGGCCUUGGACUAUGGAGCCGCCCUGGUGGUGAACAUGAUCAGCGGAAGCCCCUUCCCGAAGAACUUCGGGGUCGAUCCGGUGAGCGGGCGGCUGAAGUCGGUGAUCUUCCAGAAGCCCGUUUGCUUCCUUCACGCGAACGGGCACACGGCCGACCCAACCUUUCACCUCUUGCGGGCCGCGGAGCACCUCCAGGUGGACACCACCCGCUGGGCUGGCUACGAGUUCCCAGGCAGUCUGAACACGGUUGCCGCGGCAGGCUUACGAGCCGAUAAGCUCAUGGGAGAUCGAAUCGUGGUGGACGCGAACCUGUGCUUUCCGCCUUUCGAGCGCGUGCCGGGUUGGCGUGGGAGCCUGACCGCCAUGUUCUUUGUGACGCCCUAUGAGCGGGCAGCCUUUCAGGACCUGCAGUUCUUCAUUGCUCGCCCCCAGCGCCUUCGCGAGAUUCCUUCCGGCGAGUUUGAGAUGUCCUUCGAAAUCGUUCACAAGCAGAUGAAUGCUUUGCAGACAGCCAAGAAUGUUGGCCGCGCCAAGCUCCCGAAUGGAACACACGUCUUCGCUGCCCGGAAGAUGUUCAGGGCCGACGCUUUCAACAUGCAUCUGGAAAGUGGCGAUUGCUUGGGCUGGCGCUGCAAGCGCCGCUGCGACUUCACGUACGCUGCCCUUGAAGACGCGGAUGAGCUUUGGCAGAGGAAGGGGCCAAAUCUUGAGAGGCCCACGAUGGGUGUUUGGUUCGGACAUGGCCACGAACUGCUGGUGGGAGCCCAGAUCGCAUUGGCCACGUGGCUGCCGAUAAGCUAUGCCAUAGGUGUCCAAGCUCAGAUGCAUGGCUACGCUCCGAUUCCGUGA